CAUGAUGAAACCCAUUUAUUAUACGCCUCAUCAUCCUUUAUAGGACCCAUUGUUGCUACACUCUCUAUCCCUUCCUUUGUAUUUUCCAUUGCAAACAAUGAAUUCUUCUUUCUUCUUCACCCUCUCUCUAUCUAUACUAUUACUACUCCUUCCAUAUGAUGCAGAAGCAUUAGAUUCCAUUUCCCCACCUGCAAAAUGUGGUCCAAAGGGUUUCAAUAUCAUGCCUCCUUUCAGCCUAAAAAACCAGCACCCCCAACACUAUGGUGACUCAAGUUUUGAGCUUUUUUGCAGAAACAAGUCCACCAUCAUUCACUUCCCUUUUUAUGGCGAUUUGGUCGUCAAAUCCAUUUCUUACGAUGCGAGGAAACUCGAUCUUCUCGACCCCAGAAACUGUGUGCAUGAGGUUUUCUUGAACCUCGAUCUUUCCCUCACUCCAUUCCAUUACUUUUAUGUUGUUAAGAAGUAUACCUACUUGAACUGUUCAGCUCCCAUUGGGAGUUCAAUCCCAGAAAUCCCUUGCUUGAGUGGCUCUGAGCAUCAUGUUUAUACUGUGAAAUCAUCAUAUGUUGAGGUUCCAGAUUCCUGCAGGACCAUCAAAACUGUUGCCAUUCCAUUUGCUUACUCUUCUUAUCUUUCCGAUAGUAGCUUUGGUCUGGGGCUCACUUGGGGGUUGCCUGGACCUCACGACUUUGGAUUCCAAUUUAAAAGAACCCGGUUCCACUUGGCACUAAAUUCAGUCCCACUGAUAGCGGGGUUGAUUCUUUUAGCUGCUGCUGCUACAAUGUUGAAGAAAAUGAAGAUCCUUUCAAGUAAAGACAAGGAAAAUCAAUUUACAGAGAAAUUACUACCACCACACGGUAUUCUCCAACCAUGACACUAAUGAUUACUGCUGACCAGGAUGGACCAAGGCGCCGGCGGGUAGGGAUGAUCACUCCUUAAAAAUUUAAAAUUAUUAUAUAUUUUAGAUUUUUUAAGUACUUUUUUAUUGAAAAUAUAUAUUUUCAUCCUCUUAAAAUUUUAUAAGUUCAGGUUUAUCUCUAAAAUUUUAUAAGUUUAAGAUUGCUCCAUAAAGUAAAAUCUUAUGUCCGUCCCAACUGUAACACCCCAAUUUAUGGGCUAAAAUUAAGAAAUUAUAAA
Molecule: messenger RNA, 1137 nt
Organism: Hibiscus syriacus
Lineage: Eukaryota; Viridiplantae; Streptophyta; Magnoliopsida; Malvales; Malvaceae
Exons: 2
Coding region: 98-874 (258 amino acids)
Molecular function (GO): polysaccharide binding
Source: RefSeq, a predicted model, not a curated record